AUGACAGCGAUAGGCCAGCUCUAUGGAGUGGACCUCAAAACAUGCACCCAGAACUCAUCCACAGCUCUGUGCAAACUGCUCUUCGGUCAUUUCAGUGGAUCUUUAAAGCGUGUGUCUGAGCCAGGCAAACAGGCCGUCAUCCCUUUGGCAAGAAGAGACAUUGAUGAGGAGCUGUUAAAUGAGUACAGCUUCAGUGUGGAUCAGUUGAUGGAGCUGGCCGGUCUGAGCUGUGCCACAGCUGUGUCAAAGGGCUAUCCUCUGCAAUCACUGCUCAAGAGUCCACCUAGGGUUCUGGUGAUCUGUGGACCAGGAAACAAUGGUGAAGAUGGGUCGGUUUGUGCUAGACAUCUCAAACUGUUUGGAUAUGAACCUUUUGUAUUGUACCCAAAGCACCCUUACAAACUGCUGUUCCAGAAACCUACCAUCCAGUGUGAGAAGAUGGAUAUAUCCUUCCUGACAGAGAUGCCUGAGGUUGAUGUGAUUGAUGAAGAGUAUAAUUUGGUUGUGGACGCCAUCUUUGGAUUCAGCUUUAAGGGUUCACUGCGAGAGCCAUUUGGCGACAUCCUCUCCCAACUAAAGAAAAUCACUGUGCCCAUUGCUAGCAUUGACAUACCUUUAGGUUGGGAUGUGGAGAACGGCUGUCCUGAUGGGAUUCAGCCUGACAUGCUCAUCUCCCUCACAGCCCCUGAGAAAGCAGCCAAUCACUUCACAGGACGCUACCACUUCCUGGGAGGACGAUUCGUUGCUCCUGCACUUGAGAAGUUCCAGCUGAAUCUGCCUCUAUACCCAGACACUGACUGUGUGUAUCAGCUGAACUGA
Carassius auratus (goldfish) is the source of this 819-nucleotide messenger RNA. RefSeq names its product NAD(P)H-hydrate epimerase-like. The record is from RefSeq and is a predicted model, not a curated record. The coding region runs from base 1 to 819 and encodes 272 amino acids. Gene Ontology annotation, molecular function: NAD(P)HX epimerase activity. The transcript has 7 exons. Gene Ontology annotation, cellular component: mitochondrion. Lineage: Eukaryota; Metazoa; Chordata; Actinopteri; Cypriniformes; Cyprinidae.